Oryza brachyantha (malo sina) is the source of this 1713-nucleotide messenger RNA. RefSeq names its product vacuolar protein sorting-associated protein 9A-like. The transcript has 6 exons. NCBI's taxonomy places the organism in Eukaryota, Viridiplantae, Streptophyta, Magnoliopsida, Poales, Poaceae. Gene Ontology annotation, cellular component: endocytic vesicle; cytosol. The record is from RefSeq and is a predicted model, not a curated record. The coding region runs from base 47 to 1186 and encodes 379 amino acids. Gene Ontology annotation, biological process: vesicle-mediated transport. Gene Ontology annotation, molecular function: guanyl-nucleotide exchange factor activity; small GTPase binding.
UUCGCGCACGCCGUCUGCGAGACGUGUCGAGUGAUACCAAACCGCCAUGCUUCUCUCCCCAAAUUCUCUUCCCUCCCCCUCAAAAAUUCCGGCAGUCCGCCGCGCGCGCGCUCGGCCGGCCGCCAAUCCCGCCAUGGAGAGCCCCGCGUCGCCGGCGUCGCGGCUGGACUUCUACGACUUCAUUGCCCGCAUGCGCCGCCCCGCCGCCGCCGGCCUCUUCCACUCCAUCAGGAACUUCCUCGCGUCCCUCUCGCAGGGCGAGCCCAACGCCGAGGAGGGCGGCGCCAGGGUCCAGGCCUUCUUCGCGGAGAUGGAGGCCGCCAUUAGGGACCACCCGCUUUGGGCGAAUGCCUCCAAUCAGGAAAUCGACAACGCGCUCGAGGGGCUUGAGAAGUUUAUCAUGACCAAGUUGUUCGAUCGAACCUUUGCUUCGUCUGCGGAGGAUGUGAAGGCCGACAUGGAGAUCACAGAGAAGAUUGGCCUCUUGCAGCGCUUUGUUAGGCCUCAUCACUUGGACAUACCCAAGGUUCUGCAUAAUGAGACAGCUUGGCUGCUUGCAGUUAAAGAGUUGCAAAAGAUUAAUUCCUUCAAAUCACCACGAGAGAAGCUUAUUUGUGUUUUGAGCUGUUGUCAAAUCAUCAAUAACUUGCUUCUAAAUGUGUCGAUGUCAAAUGAUCGAACAUUGUCCGGGGCUGAUGAUUUUCUUCCUAUUCUUAUUUAUAUUACAAUCAAGGCCAAUCCUCCUCAGCUGCACUCAAAUCUAAAGUUUAUUCAGCUCUUCAGAAGAGAAACAAAGCUUAUCUCUGAAGUUGAAUACUAUCUCACAAACCUCAUUUCAGCAAAGAUGUUUAUAAUAAAUGUCGAUGGACGCUCACUAUCCAUGGAAGAAAGUGUGUUCCAGGCACAUAUGGAGUCUGCAAGACUUGGUAAUCACAUAUCUGUUGCUAGCAGUACUAGCUCACAAGGAUUGGGUACAUCUACAGCAGGACUGAACGAGGAAUCUGGUGUUACAGAAGGAUUAAGAUUCCCAUUCAUGGACUCUGAAACUGAAAGCUUGACUCCAGGGGAAGUCAAGCAAUUGCAUGAGCACUACAGGAAAGUAGUCACCAGAUAUAAACUGCUGUCUAAAGCUUUAAGAAAGUUAUCGGUAGAUGAGGACCAGCUCCUUAAUUCAGUAGAUGAUUGAUGAAGCAAUGCGAAGAUGCUGACAAGAGAUGGCAUUGGUUAAUUUUAAACACCCUACAUAUCCCUACCCAUGCAUGUAAUGACCGAAUGCACACACAUGCUGACAUGCAUAGUUUUUCAUUGAUAGUAGGAAAACAAGCACGUUCUGACCCACUCAUGCUUGUCCAUGAUACUGCACUCCAGGCACCUGUAACUAGGUUCCGGGGCUGCCAGGAUGCACUACAGGUAUGGCCACAUAACCUUCAGGGCUGAGAAAUGGAUAUCUGUGCCUUUGCAUUGCAAGCUGUUGAUGAGCAGCCACUUGUGCAGUUUAGUUCCUGUCUAGUCUGUCCACUCCUUGGAGCGUAGGAAUAGGUGUGCGUUGGGAAUUACAUUUGGCAUAUGUUGCUGAUCAUGUUCAACCGCUGUCACACAUCAAAUCUUCUGUGCUGAAAGGUGCUUGCUUGCCUGUGUGCCGGUGCGCGGCCGGCCGUGGUGGCAUAAUGAGGCUUAUGCAUGAUUCGCUUAUGAAGCUCCCUGCACAAGUGU